Molecule: messenger RNA, 1425 nt
Organism: Daphnia pulex (common water flea)
Lineage: Eukaryota; Metazoa; Arthropoda; Branchiopoda; Diplostraca; Daphniidae
Product: N-acetylneuraminate 9-O-acetyltransferase-like
Exons: 5
Coding region: 62-1123 (353 amino acids)
Source: RefSeq, a predicted model, not a curated record
UUUCUUCAAAACUAGUCAAAUUUAGUUACUGGACAGUAACUGUGACUCUUAAGCGAAAAGAAUGAGAAAUUGCUUCGAACAAAGAGAAUGUCGCUCCCUGAUCGUAACAAUUGCAUGUUGCUUGACAUCAUUUUUAUUUUUCUCGUUAAAUUAUCAACUUAAAUAUUUUGAGAAAGGGAGACAUGCAAUUUUCAUGGAAAUCAAUACAAAAAUGAAAUCAUCAGAGAUAUCAGAAGAAUCCAAAAACGAAUUCCCAUUGUGCCGUAGUAAUCUGUUAGAUAAACGGGACUAUCACUACGAAGAGUUGGCUAGAAAAUUCUGCAAUAGCAGCAAAUUAAUUCCGAAAAACAAUUCUCGGAAAUCUUGUCACUUACUACAGUACACGACUAAACAUGUUGUUACAUGUUUCGAUGCUUUACAUCAAGAACAGAUCACUCGAAUGCAUUUAAAUGUGCGAAAAAUUUCAAAGAGGUCAAACAAAUUGCAUUUUGUAUUCAUAGGAGAUUCAAGAAUUCGACAACAAUUUUAUAAUUUUUUAAAGUUAAUUCCUAAUUACGAUCGUGAUACGAAACCCCCGAUUUUGCUUCAUAACUCACCUUUUUUCCAUGGAGACAAAAUCGAAGUCUACAGCAGCAUUCUCAGAUUGCGUAUCUCAUUUUUAUGGAGACCUACAAUCAACGAUUCACUUGUCGGGACAAUAAAACACUGGACACAAUCCGAAGAAAACAAAAGACCUACAUUGAUAUUUUUAGGAAUGGCUACUCAUUUUAUGCUUCAAAUGAAUGGUGCAAGUUAUGGACUUUACGAAGAAAGAAUAAGGGAACUGAGUGCCAUUCUCGGACAAUUGACUGAUUUCAGUAAAGUUAUAUGGCUUAAUCAAUACCCAACUGUGGAAUUGUAUGGAGACACCGAUUCACACAACACUGAUGUUCAUUCCCGCAAGAUUCAUCAGUACAAUGAAGUCACUCGGAAAAUAUUGAACCACCAGAGGACUAUUGUUGGGGGUAAUUUAGACAGGCGAUUGGGUACUAUGAAGUUGGACUACAUGGUGGAGUAUGCGGAACACUUUAAACGACCUUUUUUUAAUAAGUUAACCCAGAAUUGUCCGGUUCAUACCAUUUGAUUUUAAUGGAUUAAAUUCUGCAAUUAAUUACUGGAAUUCAGAAAUAAUUUUUACACUAACAAAGGGGACACAUAUUUAUUGUAUGUGUUGUAAAAACAUGUUGGUUUUGAGGAUAAGUUCUUCAUUUGGGAUGGUUCAAUUAUAACUGCGAUCGUCGAAUUUUGACACCGUUUUUUUAUAAACUAUUUGUUUCUUAAAAUCUAUUGUUUUUAAACGUUUAUAAUGGAGAACUAAAAAAAAUACAAGGGUAACCCACUCAGACAUUAGGGUACGAAUAUUUACGUAAUUUGCGUAAUUUACUA